GAAGAGGCGGAGUCUGAGUAAAGAGCACGCGCCUAAUGUUGACGUCAUCCCGCCCGUACUGCGGUUACUGGCGGCGUGGGGCCUGACGUCAUUUGCGCGCGGGUUUGAAAAUACAAAGCGGGGCCGAGGUGGAGCAGCCGGGAGCGUGGCCCCGCGGGGAGAUGGAUGGGGCCGGGGAGGGCGAGGUGUCCCCCGGGCUGUUCGCGGAGACGGAGGCCGUAGCCGCGGGCUGGAUGCUGGAGUUCACCUGCUACGCGCUGUGCCGGCACUUCCGGGAGGGGCGGACGCGGGACUUCGCGCGGAGCCGGGACACGGCGCAGGCUAUUAUUAAUGGACUGUCCAAAAUAGCUACUCAUCAGAGGAAAAUAGUGUACCUGUGUCAGUUUUUGACACGAAUUUCAAAAGGAAAAACACUUGGUUGUCACUUUGAAAGCGAUCAGAGAAUUUCACCUUUGGAAUCUGCUCUGUCAAUUUGGAAAUUGCUUGAAGAAGAGCAAAGCAAACCAGAUAACCUGCAUGAAGAUAUUCAUCGCUUAAUUUUGAUUCAGGCUGUAGCCGUCCACAUAGAGAGAGGAUACUUUAAGGAAGCUACAGAAGUCCUUGAAAGACUAUUUGCAGAAUCGGAAUCAAAUAAGGCUUUAAGAAUGAAGCUGGCCUUAAUAAUUAAUGGGAACAAUCCAGAUCUGCCUUUUCUUCAGAGCUUCAGUUAUAAUCUCUUGAUCAAUAAAAUCAAGUCUUACAUUGAUCUUUUCUUGAAAGAAAACUCAACAAAUUUUCUAAUCAAGGCAGCCACAAAAGAGGUGGAGACUAAAAGAUUGGAAGCAACAAUGUCACACAAUAAACCUGAAAAUACUAUUGAAACAAAUAAUGAAAGUAAUUUGGAAACAGAACAAAGUAAUCUAGAAGAUCAGAGAACUAUUGGAAACGAAUCAUCAGAGAAUGCAAGAGAACAUCUAAAAAAGUCACACAAACGCCUUUAUUCCUUAGCACAGAACACCCUCUGGAAGCUAGAAAACAUGCCUUCUAAUGGGAUAACAAAACACAGGAAAACCAGUUGUCUUCAAAGUCUCAGUGAUUUGCAGAAUAUUGAAAAUGAUGGAAAGUCCCUGUCUCACAGGCAAACUGGCCGAAAGAAGCAGCGAUGGACUUGGGAAGAAGACAGUAGACUGAAGGAUGGGGUAAAGAAGUUUGGAGUGGGAAAUUGGAAUAAAAUUCUGAUUCAUUAUGACUUCAACAACCGAACCAGUGUCAUGUUAAAAGACAGAUGGAGAACUAUGAUCAAGAAAGACAUUGUUUAGUUGGACAGUGAGAAGUAACUUCAACUCUUGCACCACUUUUCCCAUGAGGCUAAUGUUUGGACACCUAUCUAGCUUUUCCCAAUAAUUUUGGUUAUAAAGUAUUGUGAGCAGUUUAAGUUGAUAUAAAAUAGCUUCCUCUGUGUGAAUUCAUUAAUACAGUAAUGUAAGACUAAUGUUUCUCUCUCAAAGAAUGUAUAUACUAUGAAAAGCAAUAAGUGAUAAGAUUAGGAGCUUACAUUAUAUCUUUUUUUUUUCCUUUAGAAUGUUCUAAUAUUUUGAAUUUUUUAAUUCUGCAAAGCACAAGGUACCAUAGCUUGUUAGUUCUGGUAGGAUAAGGUAAAGUCUCAAAACUAGCAUCCUGACAGUGGAACCAGAACAAUAAAAGGUAUACAUCAUCUGUAUAUCCUCUCUUGAGUAUAGAUAUGUAACUUAACAUAAAAGAUGGCAUUUAUCUAUAUAAAGUGGAUGUUUUCACUCAUGAAAUGUCAAUGUUUUACUUAAUUUGUAAAAUACUAAUUGUGUAAUAUUAAAGAUGUAAAUAGAAUGUAAAAGGUAAACUGUAUUUGUAGCCUUAUAAAGAGAUGCAUCUUUUCCAAAGCAUUUAGUGAUACACACAAGCCUUUAUUGUGUGUGUGUUCCUCAAAGAGAAUCAGAUUAAGGUA
Molecule: messenger RNA, 1960 nt
Organism: Mauremys mutica (yellowpond turtle)
Lineage: Eukaryota; Metazoa; Chordata; Testudines; Geoemydidae
Gene: TERF1
Product: telomeric repeat binding factor 1
Exons: 10
Coding region: 162-1298 (378 amino acids)
Biological process (GO): telomere maintenance
Cellular component (GO): nucleus; chromosome, telomeric region
Molecular function (GO): telomeric repeat DNA binding; protein homodimerization activity
Source: RefSeq, a predicted model, not a curated record